Molecule: messenger RNA, 711 nt
Organism: Sporothrix brasiliensis 5110
Lineage: Eukaryota; Fungi; Ascomycota; Sordariomycetes; Ophiostomatales; Ophiostomataceae
Exons: 1
Coding region: 1-711 (236 amino acids)
Source: RefSeq, a predicted model, not a curated record
AUGAGCAACGUUAACGGCAACGGCAACGACGGCGACGGUAAUAACCAGAGCCACAACCGGGCCAGAAACGACCGUUUCCGGCUGCGGGAUAUGGCCGCCGCUCGCGGCGGGCCGGCACGGAUGCAGGCGCCGGCGCCUGCGCCUGCGCCUGCUCCGGCCCCGGCACACGGUGAUGGUGACAUGGACAACAACGACAACAACGACAACGACUUCGACAUCAACAACGACAUCGACAUCAACGACAUCAUCGACAUCGUCAACAUCAACAACAUCAUCAAUGCCAUCAACAAUGCCCUCAACGACCAGGCCAGAAACGACCGUUUCCAGCCGCGGGACAUGGCCGCCGCCCGUGGUGGUCCGGCUCGGAUGCAGGCGGUCGACAAUCUGAACCAGCGGCCGAUCCAAAACGAGAUUCGGGUGGCCACGGGCGGUGCGCCUCGCGACAGCAUCGGCGGCGAGGCGCCCCUGUCGCCGCGUCCCGAGUCCCAGCAUGGCAUGCUGACCCGUUCGCAGGGCCAGUCUGUGGUAGUCCAGGCCGGCGCCCGCCGCGGCGAGACGGUCAUUGUGCCGCGGCACCGGAUGACGCGGCGCAGCCAGACCAACCUCGCGGCGGCCACGGACGAACAGGACGAAAAGGACGACGUCGACAUGACGGACGUGUCUUUGUCGGAGGGGGACAAGGACGAAUCGGACGCGGAGUACACCGCCUAA